AUGGCAUGGAAUCUCGUACAGCGCCUACAGUCAAACACGUUUGUCGAGUACAUCUGCGACGAGGUGCUCGAUACGCCCGGUCGCACGGUUGAAAUGAACUUACUCGGUGGCGAUAUAUUUAUUACUGACCGCGCAGAAAACAUCAAGGCGAUCCAGGCGGAUCAGUUUGCAGAUUUUGCGAAAGGCCAGACCCCGCACGAUGUUUUUAGUAGCAUUUUGGGGGAUUCGGUGUUUACGACGGAUGGGCCGCUAUGGAAGACGAGUAGGGAACAGCUGGAGCCGCAUGUUUCUCGUGUCCGUUCGGAUGAUAUUCCGACCGCUGAGAGGCAUAUACAGAAGCUUCUAAGACUGAUUAAGGAUUCGCCUGAGAAGGUCGAUGUGUAUGAUGUGGUUGAUAGGUUCCAACUUGACCUGGUGAGCCAAGUCUUCCUAGGCGAAUCCACGAAUUCGCUAUCUGCGAACGAACAGCCGUUCCGUAAGGCAAUGGAAGAGCUUCUGACUUUCAACACCAAUCGCCUUCUAUUCGGACGUCUUGCAAACUUGUUUCCCGAUUGGCUUUUCGUUCCUAGAGCGUAUCGUGAAUUGACACGAUAUAUCAACGAUCUCAUCAAUAAAACUUUGGCGCUGCCGAUCAACAAUCAAACAGAUUCGAAGACGAAGAAGGAGUUUAAUCUUGUAGAAGAUCUGGUUGCUACGCAUCCGAAUGACCGGUAUUUUAUUAGAGGUCAACUAAUUGCGGUGUUGAUGGCUUCGAAGGAUCCAGGUGCCAUUCUAACUACUUGGACAAUAUACCACCUGGCCCGCCAACCAACACUGUAUAAAAAGCUUCAACAAGAGAUCGAAGAGCACAUUGGAAUGGAUGAGAUUCCUUCGGUGGAGCAGCUCAGAAAACUAGAUCUGCUUGCCAAUACAGUCAAAGAGUCUAUGAGAAUGUACCACCCACUCGGCCUUAAUAUUCGAGAGGCUAGGAAAGAUGCAAUUUUGCCUGUCGGAGGCGGCCCGGAUGGAAAUGAUCCCAUUUCUGUGUCAGCUGGACAAAUCAUUGUAUAUUCAGUCGCAGGUCUUCAGCGCAACAAGACCACAGUAGGUGCAGAUGCCGAUGUGUGGGAUCCUUCACGAUGGGAAACAUGGUCGCCACAGUAUGGUCACUAUCUACCCUUUAGUGUAGGCCCACGCCAGUGUCCUGGGCGGGUUUUUGGCCGUUUCCAGAUUCAGUAUAUCUUAGUGCGGCUUCUACAGGAGUUUGAGAGCAUCACGUGGUGUGGGCUCAAUGGGACUGAGGACAUUAGUACGGAAGAAAUGAAGAUCAAGGUUGAGCUAAACCUCAAGUGCGCUGAGCCGGUUAUUUGUAACUUCACUCCUCGUCGUAAGAAUGUCGCUUAG
Bipolaris oryzae ATCC 44560 is the source of this 1383-nucleotide messenger RNA. RefSeq lists its product as uncharacterized. The coding region runs from base 1 to 1383 and encodes 460 amino acids. The transcript is spliced from 8 exons. Lineage: Eukaryota; Fungi; Ascomycota; Dothideomycetes; Pleosporales; Pleosporaceae. Gene Ontology annotation, molecular function: monooxygenase activity; iron ion binding; heme binding. The record is from RefSeq and is a predicted model, not a curated record.